UCCACUCCCCGCGGCCCGAGCGGAUGACUGCCCGGAUAGGAAACGGCAUUCGGAGCUGCGCUCCCGCCCAGGCCGGCCCUGACGCGGGCCUCGUCAGCCAGUAACAGGGAGCAGAGGUGGGAGUUAGCGAGGCUACCACGAAAACAGUGAAGGUCGGAACCGACAGCCUCCUCCGAGAAGGGCAGGAGCUGGGAGGAGGCGGCGGCGGCGGCAGCUGGGAGGAGGUGGUGACGGUGGCAACGGCAGCUUCGGGGACGAUGGCGCGACUGGUGGCAGUGUGCAGGGACGGGGAGGAGGAGUUCCCCUUCGAGAGGAGGCAGAUUCCCCUCUACAUAGACGACACUCUCACGAUGGUGAUGGAAUUUCCUGACAAUGUGUUAAAUCUCGAUGGACAUCAGAAUAAUGGUGCACAGCUAAAGCAGUUCAUUCAGCGACAUGGUAUGCUUAAGCAACAGGAUCUAAGUAUUGCCAUGGUGGUGACAUCACGCGAAGUCCUGAGUGCACUUUCUCAGCUUGUCCCGUGUGUUGGUUGUCGUCGCAGUGUGGAGCGCCUCUUUGCCCAGCUUGUAGAGUCUGGAAAUCCUGCUCUUGAACCCCUAACAGUAGGGCCCAAGGGAGUCCUGUCUGUAACUGGAAGCUGCAUGACUGAUGCAAAGAAGCUUUAUACAUUAUUUUAUGUACAUGGGUCCAAACUAAAUGACAUGAUAGAUGCUAUUCCAAAAAGUAAGAAGAAUAAGAGAUGUCAGUUGCACUCCUUAGAUACGCACAAGCCAAAACCUUUGGGAGGUUGUUGGAUGGAUGGAUGGGAACUAAUGUCACAGGAAUGCAGGGAUGAAGUAGUUUUAAUUGACUCGAGUUGUCUUUUAGAAACACUAGAAACAUAUCUGCGAAAACACAGGUUUUGCACUGAUUGCAAAAAUAAAGUCCUCCGAGCAUACAAUAUCCUUAUUGGUGAACUUGACUGCAGCAAAGAAAAGGGCUACUGUGCUGCACUUUAUGAAGGCUUGCGGUGCUGUCCACAUGAACGACACAUACAUGUUUGCUGUGAAACAGACUUCAUUGCACAUCUUUUGGGUCGUGCUGAGCCAGAGUUCGCAGGAGGGUAUGAGCGAAGAGAAAGGCAUGCAAAGACAAUAGACAUAGCCCAAGAAGAAGUUCUGACCUGCUUGGGAAUUCAUCUUUAUGAAAGACUGCAUCGAAUCUGGCAAAAACUACGGGCAGAAGAGCAGACAUGGCAGAUGCUUUUCUAUCUUGGUGUUGAUGCUUUACGCAAGAGUUUUGAGAGACAGGGUCUACCUGUUUCCCAGGCUGGUCUCAGACUUCUAGACUCAAGUGAACCUGAACCUCCCGCCUCAACCUCUCAAAUUGCUGGGAUUACAGAAAUGGUGGAGCCAAUGAAGAAAUUAGCAGGGAUGGAUGUAGAGCUGACAGCUGAAGAGAGAAACUCUGUUACAUAUAAGAAUGUGAUUGGAGCUACAAGAGCCUCCUGGAGAAUAAUGAGCAGCCUUGAACAGAAAGAAGGAAACAAAGGAGGAGAAGACAAGCGAAAAAUGAUUGGGAAAUACCGGCAAAUGGUUGAGACUGAGCUAAAGUUAAUCUGUGGUGACGUUCUGGAUGCACUGGACAAACACCUCAUUCCAGCAGCUACCACUGGCAAGUCCAAGGUUUUCUAUUAUGAAAUGAAAGGGGACUACCACAGGUAUCUGGCAGAAUUUGCCACAGGAAAUGACAGGAAGGAGGCAGCAGAGAACAGCCUGGUGGCUUACAAAGCUGCUAGUGAUAUUGCAGUAAGAGAAAUUUCACCAGUGCAUCCCAUUCACUUAUGUCUUGCUCUCCAUUUUUCCAUAUUCUCCUGUGAAAUUCUGAAUUUCCCUGACCCUGCCUGCAGGUAA
Molecule: messenger RNA, 1892 nt
Organism: Pongo pygmaeus (Bornean orangutan)
Lineage: Eukaryota; Metazoa; Chordata; Mammalia; Primates; Hominidae
Product: gametogenetin-binding protein 2-like
Cellular component (GO): nucleus; cytoplasm
Source: RefSeq, a predicted model, not a curated record